Messenger RNA from Trypanosoma rangeli, 1368 nucleotides. RefSeq lists its product as uncharacterized. The record is from RefSeq and is a predicted model, not a curated record. NCBI's taxonomy places the organism in Eukaryota, Euglenozoa, Kinetoplastea, Trypanosomatida, Trypanosomatidae. The transcript has a single exon. The coding region runs from base 1 to 1368 and encodes 455 amino acids.
AUGAACAUUCGUGUCUCCGGGAAUUUGCAAGGUCCCACCGUCGUGUUUAUCGCAGGAUGGCCCGAUACUUCGGAGGUAUUUCGUGACAAUAUCAUGGCGGGGCUGGCGUCACGCUACCGCCUCGUUGGGAUCACGCUUCCCGGAUUUGAUUAUCAAUCGCCUCAGUUGCAGAAAGUGAAAAGAUGUCAGGAAAUUGAAGAGGUGGAUGGAAAUGUGACGAAGUCGUCAAAAAUGGAUUUUCUUUGUCUUCCACGAAUGGGGUACUCAUUUGAGGAGCUUGUCGAUUUGUUUGAGAUUGCCCUUUUUGCGGCGAUGGAGCAUCACCCCUUCGAAAGACCCAUUCUCGUGGCGCACGAUUGGGGAUACGUCAUCGCUCGUGAGCUAUUACUCGUACGACCAUACUUUUUUUCACGUGUCGUGUUUUUGGACGGUGGUGGGGACCUUGCUGAUCCGUUUCCAAGGAAGGGCAGCGCGUGCGACACUGGCGUUGUGGUUGGUAUGUGGUAUCAGUGUUGGAAGGUGACGCUUAUUCUUAUUUACCAAGCGUUCGUCAUUCUGGCUUUUCUCAUACUCCCCACGUGCGUGGGGAAGCUGGUUCUGCGUUGGUUGCUGCAACUCAUGCGUAGACCUCAGUAUGAGUACACGCGUCAUAUCCCAACCCGGAGUCAUGAAGCAGACGGGAAUGAAGAACUGCUUAUGGUUCCUUCCUGUAUACAUAGGAACACGACGGAUUAUCCUCGAAAAUCGGUGAGGGAUUUGGAUAUCUUCAAUGUACUUCUGCACUUUAACAGUGGAGGUGGUGGCCCUGAGCAAACACACGAUGUGAGGUCCCUGGCAGCAGCCUUUAAUCCCAGCCAAUUUUACUACGCGAAUGGCUGUAGUUUGUAUACUCAACCACCACACCCCAGUGCCCGUGGUAUUCAUUACACGUGCUAUCGGUACCGAUCUGCAAAUAGUCAUAGGAGUUGUGGCUUGCCCAGCAGAACAAGAGCGACGUCUGAAAUCUCUUGGAACAGGCUUCCCCUGGCCAGUACCCCGUCACACGAUGACGAGGCGGUGCCAGCUCUUGUGGAUGUGGAUCCUUCGAAUGGAUGGAUUCAUCUUCGAUACUGGAUGCUUUGGGCUUCACGAUUGCUACCGAACUCGCAACGUUUUUUUAUCCCUAUCAGCGUUCCGGUUUUGUUUCUCUACGGUACAGAAAAGACAGUCAUGCUGCAUUCACAGGAAUGGAUUGAGUAUAUUGAGGAAAAGGGAAAACACGAUGGUUCACAGGUUGUCGCAGUCCCAGGUGGUCACUGGUUCUUUGCAGAAAAAAGGAAUAAAAGGCGAGUGGCGGAGCGAAUUGGUGCGUUUUUGGACGCAGACUAG